This is a messenger RNA of Vicugna pacos (alpaca), 3896 nucleotides long. Lineage: Eukaryota; Metazoa; Chordata; Mammalia; Artiodactyla; Camelidae. The record is from RefSeq and is a predicted model, not a curated record.
UUUCUCUCCUCUCUUGUGUUGGUCUUCCAGCUGUGGCAGCCAGGACCCCUCCAGAGCCAAGACCUUCUCCAGAAGGUGACCCCUUCCCGCCACCGCCACCACUACCGAUGUCAGCCCUGGUGCCCGACACUCCCCCAGACACCCCUCCUGCCAUGAAGAAUGCCACUAGCCCUAAGCAGCUCCCACUGGAACCAGAGAGCCCCCCAGAGCUGGUAGGACCCAGGCCAGCCUCCCAGCAGGAGGAGUCCCCUUUCUCAGAAGUGAAGAUCAGGGGACCCACCCCUCCAGCCACAGGCCCACGGGAUGCCAGGCCUCCUCGGAGGAGCAGUCAGCCAUCCCCAACAGCAGUGCCAGCUUCCGACAGCCCUCCCACCAAGCAAGAUGUAAAGAAGGCAGGAGAGAGACACAAGCUGGCAAAGGAGCGGCGGGAAGAGCGGGCCAAGUACCUGGCGGCCAAGAAGGCAGUGUGGCUGGAGAAGGAGGAGAAGGCCAAGGCGCUGCGGGAGAAGCAGCUCCAGGAGCGCCGGCGGCGGCUGGAGGAGCAGCGGCUCAAAGCCGAGCAACGCCGGGCAGCCCUGGAGGAGCGGCAGCGGCAGAAGCUCGAGAAAAACAAGGAGCGCUACGAAGCAGCCAUCCAGCGGUCAGUAAAGAAGACAUGGGCUGAAAUCCGGCAGCAGCGCUGGUCCUGGGCAGGGGCCCUGCACCACAGCUCCCCAGGACGUAAGACCAGUGGGAGCAGGUGCUCCGUGUCGGCAGUAAACCUGCCCAAACACGUGGACUCUAUAAUCAACAAGCGGCUCUCAAAGUCCUCUGCCACGCUCUGGAACUCCCCCAGUAGAAAUCGCAGCCUACAGCUGAGCGCAUGGGAGAGCAGCAUCGUGGACCGUCUGAUGACGCCCACCCUCUCCUUCCUGGCGCGGAGUCGCAGUGCGGUCACCCUGCCCCGAAACGGCCGGGACCAGGGUAGGGGCGGCGGCCCUGGGAGAGCCCUCACGAGGGGCGGGGCAGGGAUACCUGCUGGACCUGCCAGUGACAUGCUCAGAGUGGGUAUGUAUGUGUGUGUGUGUGUGUGUGUGUGGACACUGUGCCCUCAAGGUCUAACUCUUCCCUUUUCUCUCAGUCCCAAAUCUAAGGCCCGGCCAUCCUCUCCCUCUGCAUCCUGGCACAGGCCUGCCUCUCCCUGCCUCAGCCCAGGACCAGGUCAUGCUCUGCCCCCCAAACCACCGUCCCCCCGAGGCACCACUGCAUCACCAAAGGGGCGGGUUCGGAGGAAGGAUGAGGCAAAGGAGAGCCCUAAUGUGGCAGGGCCUGAGGACAAGAACCAGAGCAAGGGCAAAGCAAGCGAUGAGAAGGAGCCUGCAGCCCCAGCCUCACCAGCACCCUCCCCUGUGCCCUCACCCACCCCAGCCCAGCCCCAGAAGGAGCAGCCCACAGCAGAGAUCUCUGCAGAUACUGCUGUCUUGACCUCACCCCCAGCCCCCGCUCCUCCGGUGACCCCUAGCAAACCCAUGGCUGGCACCACAGACCGUGAAGAGGCCACUCGACUCCUGGCUGAGAAGCGGCGCCAGGCCCGGGAGCAGCGGGAGCGCGAGGAACAGGAGCGGAGGCUGCAGGCAGAAAGGGACAAGCGAAUGCGAGAAGAACAGCUGGCUCGGGAGGCUGAGGCCCGGGCCGAGCGGGAGGCGGAGGCCCGGAGGCGGGAGGAGCAGGAGGCCCGAGAGAAGGCGCAGGCGGAGCAGGAGGAGCAGGAGCGGUUGCAGAAGCAGAAAGAGGAGGCCGAAGCUCGGUCCCGAGAAGAAGCGGAGCGGCAGCGUCUGGAGCGGGAAAAGCACUUCCAGAGGGAGGAGCAGGAGCGGCAAGAGCGCAAAAAGCGCCUGGAGGAGAUCAUGAAGAGGACUCGGAAGUCAGAAGCUGCUGAAACCAAGAAGCAGGACAGAAAGGAGGCAAAGGCCAACAGUUCCAGCCCAGUGAUAGACCCUGCAAAAGCUGUGGAGGCUCGGCCCUCAGGGCUGCAGAAGGAGGCUGUGCAGAAAGAGGAGCUGGCCCCCCAGGAGCCUCAGUGGAGUUUGUCAAACAAGGAGUCACCCGGGUCCCUGGUGAAUGGCCUGCAGCCUCUUCCAGCACACCAGGAGAAUGGCUUUUCCCCGAAGGGACCCUCUGGGGACAAGAGUCUGGGCCGAACACCAGAGGCGCUCCUGCCCUUCGCAGAGGCUGAAGCCUUCCUCAAGAAAGCUGUGGUGCAACCCCCACAGGUCACAGAAGUCCUUUAAGGGGUUGCCUUGGAUCCAGGCACAGCUAUGAAGGCUCCUCUGCAUCACCUACCAGGAUGUCUGGAAGAGAAAGAGACAGAACGAAGCUGGAAGUGGCCAGGGCCCCUGGGGAUUGGGGUCUCUCUGUUAUUUUUAAUCUGCACCUUAUAGACUGAUGUCUCUUUGGCUGGAGCCAGACCCUGCCCCUCAGUGCAUUCGUGUGCUCACACGCACGGACACCCCCCAUACACACAUACACUCACAGCCUCUCUGGCCUCCUCCCUUGGGGAAGGGCCACCUGUAGUAUUUGCCUUGGUUUGGUGGGGUACAGUGGAUGUGAAUACUGUAAAUAGCUUGUGCUCAGGCUCCUUUGCGUGGAGGGGGUGGGUGCAGGAGGCGGACCCUCCCAAGACUCCCCAGGGAGACCUUCCUCCCUCUAUUUAACUGUAACUGAGGGGGAACCCAGGUCUGGGGAUGAGGGGCACCUUGGGCUACAGGAUACUGGUUGCUUUAGGGGGACCCAUGCCCCCUCCCUUGCCUGGAAUCAGUGUUAUUGCAUCUGAUCAAAUUUCUCCAGAAAUAAAGUGAGAAUAAUUCUGCCAGUCCUGUCUAUCCUUGUGGCUGGCGGUGGGGUUGGGAGCAGGGGGCCUCCUGAGUUCUAAGAACUUGAGGAGCCAGGGCCUGGGGAUAUCCAUCCCUACCUGGUACCAGUGCUAGAUGUCCUGCCUGUGGUCUUCCAUUCUGUCAUGAAUUCGUUCAUUUAUCAUUUAACAAAAGUGGUUACCACUGUUCUGUAUCAGGCGGGCUCUCUGCUGGGGACGCAGUAGUAGGAAAAGGCAUAGCCUCUGUUCUUACAGAGUUGACAGCACAUCCGGUGAGCAUCAGAGACCCUGAGUCACCCAUUCAACAUCCACUCCCAUCACCCCUUCCUCAUUCCAAACAGAAUCCUAAUUUUGUUCAGGUGACUGUCUUCCUCCUGGAUCCCAUCCUGUACCUCAGCAGAGGUGGAUCCCAAGCCCAGAGGUGAAUCAUAAUUGUAAUGAGCCAAAAAUGAUGGUCCCACACCCCUCAUGAGUGUUUGAUUUAGGCCUGGGCACAUGACAUAAUUGCAGCCAGCAUAUGCAAAGAAAAGCCUCCCAAGGUUUCUAGGAAAGGCUUCUUCACUUUUGAAACAAAAAUACCAUGUAGGAGCCAGCUGCUAAGCUCACCUCCCAAGUGUCCCCCACCUCCUGGCGUUUACAUCCUGUGUAGUCCUUUCCCACACGUUGGACCAGGGCUGGACUAAGUGACGACAGAAUAUAGCAGAAGUGGUGGUGUGCCACGUCUGAACUUAGGUCCUAAUAGACACUGCAGCUUCUGUCUUGGUUGCUCUCUCGCUCUUGGACCACUCGCUUGGGAGGAAGACACCACUAAGUUGGGAACAGCCUUAUGGAGAGGCCCAGGUACGGAGGGAUUGAAGCCUUCUGCCAACAGCCACGUGAAUAAACUUGGAAGUGGAUCCUCUAACCUCAGUUAAGCCUUCAGAUGACUGCAACCCUGGUCAACAACCUCAUGAGAGACCUUCUGCUAGAACCAGCCAGCUAAGCCACUCCUAGGUUUCUAAACCUUGGAAACUGUGAGAUAAUAAAUGCCGUUUUAAACUGCUAA